AUGAACAGCUCCUUAGAAUACUUAGCAUAUCCUGCAAUUGUUGCUAAUCACAGACAAAGCACAACCUUUAAGAAGAAGCUGGAUGUUGGACACCACGUGUCUCACAAGAACAGAGUGGAAGUAGCUAAGCCUACAGUUGAUAACAAACCUCCACUGGCACAUACACACCAUAUCUUAAAACUAAGUAAAUUACAGGGUGAACAAAAAAGAAUUAAUAAAAUCGAAUAUGAAAACAAGCAACUGUGUCAAAAAAUUGCUGAUGCCCAGCGUGGUCCCUCCAAGGUGGAUUGCUGGAACGAAUAUUUUUCUAAGAGCUUAAACAGAGAAACUCGCAACAGAGAAUUAGUGAGAAUUACUGUAGAGAAUCAAGGAAUCCUUCGGAGACUUGGAGACCGUAAACCUCACUAUGACCGAAGGGCAUCAGAGAUAGACUGGCAGAAUUCCAGACGGUAUAUAAGAAAUACCACAAGAUAUCUUCUCUACAAAAAGGACUAG
Molecule: messenger RNA, 495 nt
Organism: Trichosurus vulpecula (common brushtail)
Lineage: Eukaryota; Metazoa; Chordata; Mammalia; Diprotodontia; Phalangeridae
Gene: CFAP97D1
Product: CFAP97 domain containing 1
Exons: 5
Coding region: 1-495 (164 amino acids)
Biological process (GO): sperm axoneme assembly
Source: RefSeq, a predicted model, not a curated record